AAGAUGCCAAAACUUUUUUUUACUUUCAUUCGUUUUUUUAUGCUUUUACUCAGUUUCUCCAGUAUUUGCCUGGGAGUACUCUGCACGUCCACGAAUUCUUCUAUGUGCAGAUGUGGGAACAACAAGCUAGUGUUUUAUUGCCUGUUAGCUUUGGGACUCUGUCUCCUUGUCAUUGGCAUUUUCUGGAGCACUUUCCAUGAAGUCCUGAAAUACAGGGCCCUUGGCAUCUUCAUUCGAAAUCCCAGCCACAGAGAACCACAUGUCUGCACCAUAGACAGGCCUGACUUCUACCCUCCCUCUUACGAAGACAGCAUAGAUCCUGAAAAACUGGUUUCCCCACUGUCAGUUGCCUCCACACUAAAACAGCAAGAAUUCAUCAAUAUUCCUCCACCUCCAUAUAGUGAAAGCAGUGCAGAAUUUGUCAGUGAAACAAAUGAGCAGGAGCAGCCACCACCAUACACAUUAUCUGUGGAGCAGCAGCAAACAGCUGACCAAGACCCAAACCUCAGGGGUUUAAAUUAUCAUAUAUCCAUGCAAGAAAUCAGUUGCCAACAGGAUACAGACUUCCAGAGGACCUCAGGAAGAGAAACACCUGUCAAAACAUGA
This is a messenger RNA of Sturnus vulgaris (Common starling), 606 nucleotides long. RefSeq names its product transmembrane protein 252 (gene TMEM252). Lineage: Eukaryota; Metazoa; Chordata; Aves; Passeriformes; Sturnidae. The record is from RefSeq and is a predicted model, not a curated record.